GUCCCUUUCGUGCUCCUGCGAGACAUCGUUCUUGCAGCAGCUACGGGGCGCAGCGACAUGACGCUCGCCGCCACCCUGGCGCCCACUCUGGAAAGCCUGCUGGCAAGCUUGGUGGCACCUGGGAGUGUGCUCGGAAGGCUGAUGUCCUCCCCGCAACGUGCAAGUAUCGACAUCGUGGAGGCCUACAAGCUCGACACACUGGGGAGCAUCAUGGAGUCGACCGAUCCACGCUUCACCAAGUACAGCAUCUUCCACAAAGCCACCGGCACUGUGAUUGCGGAGUUGUGCAAGACCGUCGGAAUCGAGGACGACUUCCGGAACCUGUUGAGCGAGAAGCUGCAUGCCAUCAAAGCCCUCUGCAACCGAUUGGAGAAGAAGCACUGGGGCAAAGAUGCCUGGCGUCCGCUCUGUUGCAUGGCUCAUGGGAACCUGACCACCAGGAGCGUGAUU
Molecule: messenger RNA, 450 nt
Organism: Symbiodinium sp. CCMP2456
Lineage: Eukaryota; Dinophyceae; Suessiales; Symbiodiniaceae
Source: the annotation of a GenBank genome assembly